This is a messenger RNA of Fraxinus pennsylvanica, 780 nucleotides long. Lineage: Eukaryota; Viridiplantae; Streptophyta; Magnoliopsida; Lamiales; Oleaceae. The record is from the annotation of a GenBank genome assembly.
AUGAGCCCAUCUCAGAGCAUACAGAAUUCUCUACCACAUGAUAUUUCACUUAAAAUAGCUUCAUCCCUUCAGGUUUUUGAUGUGUGUUCAUUGGGGAGUUGCUCCAGGUUUUGGAGAGAGCUAUGCGGGUCGGAUUGUUUGUGGGAAGCUCUAUGCAAAGACAGGUGGCCUGCACGUGAUUUUGAUAAAGAUUCUUCAGCUUUUCAAGAUCAAAAUUUCGAGCUUGAUCAACGAAUGGAUUCCAAUUUAAAGGGAUGGAGGGAGUUGUAUAUAAGCAAGCACAAUGAGAUGGCUGAAAAGGCAUCUAUGGUAAUGAACUUUGUGGAAUGUGCUUUAGCUUAUGAGUCAAUUGAAGUUGGGAACUAUUUGAAAGCUAUUGAAUUCUUGAAGUCGAUGCAAUUUGGAUUCAAAGAUGUCCAAAUGUUCUUUCUCAAACCAAAGCUUAAUGUGCUGCUCAAUUUGGUUGGCUUGCACUAUUGCAUUAUAUGGCUUGAUGUACCGUCCAAAUUUGUCAAGGAAGCACUACAUAGCAACAAGAUUACAGAAAGGCAAGUAUGUGUCCAAUGGUGGAAGCUAGGCAGAUGGUUCUAUGGCUUUCGCUUACGUGAUGAAUUGCAUUCUCGUAAUGCCUCUUUGGGAGACCUAGCGGCAUCCAAUGCAGAAGUCCUUUGGGUGCUUCAUCGAGGUGCCAUUCAUGAAGUCUUGCGUGUUCAGAUAUCUGCAGUCAAGCCUACGUCCACGUCAUGGUCACAUCAAGUUGCACAAAGUGUGAAUGAAUGA